UGACAGCAGCCGCACUGCACGUUUAAGCUUAGCGAGAAAAAAAGCCCUGCUUUUGUCCUCUAUUUAUAAGGAGAUAGAAUAACGCCCGCUGCGUAUCUGUGUCUGCGCACAUCUCCGCCCUUCAGCGGCAGCAGAGGGAGUUCCGAGCCGGGUGGGGAGAGCUGAUGCUGCGCGAGUCCAGCGUGGAGAGUCUCGGAACGCGGAUCGGUAUGAUCUGACUUCCAAGGCGACUUAAGACAGCCUACAUUAUUAAGCGGUUUCCGGACUCCUGAGGGCACCAUGAUCUCUUCGCAACGUAAAAAAGUAAAAGGACAAGUAUGCUUUUUCUGGAGCGCGAGCAUGCCCUUGAACGCGUGGCUGAAGGGAAGGUUGUGGACUCACCUGCGCUUUGUGUGGCUGGGUCUCAUGCUGCUGACGCUGCUCUGUGUGGCCAUUCAGUUCCUGGGUGUGGUCAGGCAGUCCAGAAACAGCAUUAUUAUGAAGCAGUCUGCCACCAAGAAGUUCUUCAGCAUGAGGUUCACCCAUGAAUUUAAGAAAACACACACCACACCUCAAGGGCAGUCGGACAGUGCGCUGCUCUCAGGACACAGCCAGCAUAGAGAUGGGGGCGGAAUCACAGAGACCACCACUCCGGUCCCCAGUGCAGACACCCAACCAGCUGGCUCAGCAGGAAUUACAGGUAGACGUCUGUGGGAGAAGUCACCAUCCCACAGUUACUCUCAGGGCACUGGAGGGCAGAAAACUACAGAGACAUUUACAAAGAGGACGCCAGCACCUCAGGAUACCCGGAGCUUAGGCCAGACCCUUCCCCCACAGCCCCCACAAGCAACCACAAGACCAGUGAGCCACGGGGUGGCCUCCUGCCAGCCGAAGAACCAUAUAGUCUUUCUGAAAACUCACAAGACUGCCAGCAGCACCAUUCUGAACAUCCUCUACCGCUAUGGGGACAGCAGGAACCUGACUUUUGCUCUGCCCGCCCUCAGGCAUAGCCAGCUCUUCUAUCCCAUGACCUUCGCAGCUCAUUUUGUCGAGGGCUUCCAGUCAAAGACUGUCAAGGAGUAUAACAUCAUGUGUAACCACAUGAGGUUCAUGCCAGAGGAGGUAAAGAAGGUUAUGCCAGAGGAAACAUUCUAUUUCUCAAUUUUGCGAAAUCCGGUAUCAAUGAUGGAGUCCAUUUUCAUAUACUACAAAAGCAUAGCUACGUUUCACAAGACCAGGAGCCUAGAGGAGUUUCUGGCCGAUCCCUGGAAGUUCUAUAACACCUCACUGCCUAAUAACCAUUAUGCGAAAAACCUCCUUGCUUUUGACUUUGGCUUCAGCGAUGGAAGCAUUGGCAGCGAUGAGGAGACGCAGGCCAAACUUGCUAUCAGCAUGAUUGAGAAAAACUUUGACCUCAUUCUUCUAUCGGAGUAUUUUGACGAGUCCAUGAUCCUGCUGAAGAAUGCCCUUUGCUGGACACUUGAUGAUGUGGUCUCCUUUAAGCUGAACAGCAGAAAUAAUGAUUCCAGGAUGAAGCUGCAUCCAGACACUAUAGACAAGAUCAAAGUGUGGAAUUUGUUGGACUGGAAGAUCUACCUUCACUUCAACGCCACCUUCUGGAGGACGGUGGACUUGAUGGGGGGGCAAGAAAGGAUGAAGCAAGAGGUGGCCAUGCUAAAGCAGAAAAGGGAGCAGCUCACGAAAACAUGCCUGCUGGAGGGGGGGGCUGUGGAUCCCUCUCAGGUGAAGGACAAAGAUUUAUCACCCUUCCAGUAUGGUGCUGCCGUUAUCCAGGGUUAUAACCUCAAUCCUGAACUGAAGGGACCAAUCAGGAAGCAGUGCCUGGACCUGAUCACCCCUGAGCUACAGUACACAGCAGCCCUUUAUGAAAAACAGUUCCCCCAGCUUUCCUUCAACCAGCACUUGUCCCAGAAGCAGCCAGCCUCACGCAAGGCGACUAUCAGUCGCUCAAGAAGCCUGAACCCCAAGGUAUCCACAGAAAAACGACUGGCACAAGGGGGUCUGCGGCAACAGGAUCACAGCAUCCGCCACCAAAAGAUCUUCCCCAAAGUGCCGCCCACGAGAAGCCUACGAAGUGUGCCUUGAAGAGUGACCCUAGGCAGAAGGCAUGUCCAUGGCGGUGUGCAUUUGGCUGUGCCAAACUCCGUGCCAUAGUCUGCUGAUCAAAUUAAUCCAGCAAUCCUUGAGGACAAAAUAUUAAAAGCUUGUGAUUCUCUGUGCCCCGAGGUGGCAUGCACUUUGAUCCUUAAGAAAUGACUGUCUCUUGCCUUUUUUUAACUGUCCCGUAAUAUAGAAGAGCACUUUAAUGCUUUCUUAUAAGUUUGUGUUGCUGGCAAGCACACUCUUGAAGCUCGGCCCUGGAAACUGAAGGAGAGGGUUACGGCUGGGCUGCACAGCGGCCAAAAGAGCUCAGUGAAGAAUCACAGCAGUGUACUAUACUGUUUCAAGGAAAAAGGCUUUUUUUCCCUAGUGUGUUGUGUCUAUGAUUGUGUCAAUCCAAAAGGGCCUAGUUUAUAAUGAAAUGUUUAUUUAAAUUAUGCAAAAAUGUCUAUCCACUUAUAAGUUAUAUUAGGCGGGAAACACACACACCUCAGGCUAAGAUGAUGUCUAAGACAUCAGGGCUUUCUCUAUGACUGAAAGCUUUUACUAUAUACUGUGAAUAAGAACACUGUGCAGUGUGAAUAAGAACACUGUGCAGUGUGAAUAAGAACACUGUGCAGUGUGAAUAAGAACACUGUGCAGUGUGAAUAGAUACACUGCCGCACAUUGUAUCAGAAGAUAAUUUCUCUUGGGAAUCUUAAAACCUGAAAAUAGGUGAGAUUUAAUCUCUCUAGGAUACCAAUCUGUCAUUCACUUUUACAUUUUGGAAGGUUUUGCACACACUUCACGGUCUAAAGGUAAAUCAGAUUUUUAUUCCAGGAAAUUUGUUUUAUGAAUGAAAAUUCUGUGGAAUUAUUGUUAAUGUAUAAAAAACAUCAGUCCUAAAAAAUUUAUUUGUGGGUGCAUGAGUAUGUAACACUAAUAAUUUCAUGUGUGCAUCGGUACAUUUCAGAUUUGAUUUAAAUUCCUGAAAUUAAAAUUGUAUUAAAAUA
Molecule: messenger RNA, 3092 nt
Organism: Paramormyrops kingsleyae
Lineage: Eukaryota; Metazoa; Chordata; Actinopteri; Osteoglossiformes; Mormyridae
Product: galactose-3-O-sulfotransferase 2-like
Biological process (GO): glycolipid biosynthetic process
Cellular component (GO): membrane
Molecular function (GO): galactosylceramide sulfotransferase activity
Source: RefSeq, a predicted model, not a curated record